Messenger RNA from Maniola jurtina (meadow brown), 1223 nucleotides. RefSeq names its product ras-related protein Rab-21-like. Gene Ontology annotation, molecular function: GTP binding; GTPase activity. The coding region runs from base 260 to 889 and encodes 209 amino acids. The transcript is spliced from 4 exons. The record is from RefSeq and is a predicted model, not a curated record. Gene Ontology annotation, biological process: Rab protein signal transduction. NCBI's taxonomy places the organism in Eukaryota, Metazoa, Arthropoda, Insecta, Lepidoptera, Nymphalidae.
AAAAGUUUUCGUUUACGACAUCGCAUGAUUGAUUGAGAAAAUGAUUGCACUGCAAAGUUAAAAUAACCAGUUUUACUCAUUUUAUGUACAUUAAUUGCCCCUUUAAUGGGAAUUACACGUAAGCAAUUCUAAUAAAUUGAUCUAGAGUUCAAUUCUAAACAAUUUGUCAAAGUGUUUAUGAGUUAACUUGAUGUGAAAACGCGAACAGCAAGUGAUCAAAAGUAUCCAAUUACUACAGUAUUACAACUAGACUUUAACAAUGAGUGCGGCACCGAGUGGGACACACAAUUUCAAAGUGGUUUUACUGGGCGAGGGUUGCGUCGGUAAAACAUCAAUCCUUCUCCGAUACAUUGAAGACAAGUUUAACGAUAAACACUUGACAACAUUGCAGGCAACAUUCCUAAAUAAGAAGCUUAACAUAAAUGGGAAACGCAUCAACUUAUCUAUCUGGGACACGGCUGGUCAAGAGAAGUUCCAUGCACUUGGCCCCAUAUAUUAUCGCAAUUCAAAUGGUGCUAUUCUGGUGUACGACAUCACAGAUGAAGAAUCUUUUGGAAAGGUUAAAAAUUGGGUGAAGGAAUUAAAAAAGAUGCUUGGAUCGGAUAUUGUGUUGGUGAUAGCUGGCAAUAAAAUUGAUUUGGAACAUGAAAGAAUGGUGCCCUUGGAAGAAGCAGAAAGUUAUGCCAAUAUGGUCGGUGCAAAACACUUCUACACAUCAGCGAAACUAAAUCAAGGAGUAGAAGAACUAUUUCUAGAAUUAACCCGAGAUAUGGCCGACCGAUUUGAAAAGAACUCCCAGACUGAAAACAACAGACCAGCGAGAGUUCUAGUUGUCGAAGACGAGACACCAACACAGUCCUCAUGUUGCUCUGGUAACAGGAGUACCUAAACUGGUGAUAUUUGUAUAUUAUUCUCUUUCAAACAAAUUUGUGUAAAUCAAUACUUGAGUUCUUUUGAUGAAACUGAAACAUACAUAACCUAACUAUAAUAAUUGAAAUCGUUAUUAUAUUAUAGCAAAAUAGUUUCAAUAAAAUAUAUUUCUAUUUAGUUUCAUUACAAUGUGUAGAAUUCAAAAUGGAUGUCUUUGUUUAUCUUUAUUACAAAUUUGUUUGAAAUAUGUACAUACAUAGUAUAUUAUCAAUUAUGUUAUAUUGUAAUGUAUUUAUAAAAUAUUCUAUUUAUGACAUGUGAAUUAAAUUAAUUAAUUAAAUUGAUGUUAAACA